Messenger RNA from Chlamydomonas reinhardtii, 1541 nucleotides. RefSeq lists its product as uncharacterized. The record is from RefSeq and is a predicted model, not a curated record. The coding region runs from base 182 to 490 and encodes 102 amino acids. Lineage: Eukaryota; Viridiplantae; Chlorophyta; Chlorophyceae; Chlamydomonadales; Chlamydomonadaceae. The transcript has 3 exons.
CGCUACCCAAACGCAACUGGUCGUAGACCGUACAUCGCAUGAGCACCUGCAUAUACGUGACUGAAGUGGAGGCGGAGAGGUCACGCGUGACCUCUUCACCCUCUUGCCAGUCCUCCCUACUGUCCUAGGCACUGUCUCUCCUGUCACCAGCUCACGAACGUCUAUUGCUGUGACAUCGCACAUGGCCUUGCAGGUGGCAAGCAACCUGCGGCGUGGAGGCCCGUCCAGAGGUGGUGGCGGCGAGCCCGUCGGUGGCGCUUGGGCGGCUGCGGUGGGCCCGGCCCCUGAUGUGGGUGGUGGCGAGUGCGACUACGGGACCAUCAUGUCCGCGGCGGACGUCGCGGUGGCCUUGCUGGCUGAUCACAAUGAGGCCCCCAGCCCCAGCGCUGCCUUUGAGGCGGUCCUGCAGCAGGCGCUGUGGGAUCUGCUGCAGGUCGCGGCGCGCGCGGACGCGGAGUUGUUGCGGGCGCUCUGGGCGGAGCCCUUCUAGUGUGCUGACCCGGUUUGGCGGCGUGUUAGUUCGUGUGUGCCUGCGUUUGGCCGUGCGCCGGCGGUGGUUCCCGUGCGGUAGCUGGUCUGCUUUGUUGUGGUGGUCGGUUCGCUGCUGCCUGUGUGCCCCGGCUUGCGGGGGGCCCGUGACCUGUUUUGCUGCGGGUUGGUGCGUGCGUGACUGCACGUGGUCGUGCGCCUGUGGUGGCUCCUGUGUAGUCGCUGGUCUGCUUUGUUGCUGGGUCAGAGCGCGCGGCACUUGGAUCGGCGUGCGUGCGUGGCGGUCGGGUAGCCGCUGCCUGUGUUCCCGGGGCCCGGUUUGCGAUGUGUUGGUGCGGGGGUGCCGGCGCUCUGUUGUGUGUGCGCCUGUGGUGGUUUCCCGUCCUCGCGGUGGUUUGGGCUUGGUGCUGGGUGUUUCUCCUUUCUUUUCUUGUUCCUGCUCUGUCCCCGUUUUGCGUCUGUUUCUUGCUCUGUUCUGUGAGUUUGGUGGUUGCUUCGCCUGUUUGGGCCCCGGUCUGCCCUUGCUUUGCCCCGAAGGGGUGCCCUUGGGUUUCGGUGGCUGGUACGGUGGUCCCUGGCGUCCUGCUUGUUCGCGUUGCAGGUUGCGUUCCAGUGUGGUGCUGCGCCUUCGCCUUCCUUCUCUAUUGUAACCACUCUCAGAAAACAUAGCCUGUGCUGAUGGCGCGUGUGCCUGUGCGGCGGUUUCGGUGCGAGUGUCGACCUGUGGUGCCUAGUCGUGCGUGCCGCCGCUUGGGUAGACAGGUGUGCGUAGUGGUCGGGUAGCGACUGCAUGCUGCAUCGUGUCAUUCGUGUGUCGUGCCCUACGGGUGCCUGUUUCCAAUUCCUGUUUAUUUGUUUACCUCGUCUGUGAGGUGUUCGGUUGCGUCUAGGGGGCAUCCCGUUUGCCUUGGGCUGUCUAUGGGUUUGCGCUAUUGUUGGGGUGGCGGUGCGUCUAGCUAGCUUCGCACGUGCCUCUGUGGUGCGUUGCCUGUCACCUCGCCGUCUCGCCUGCCUCCGCCUCCCUUUCUCCUGCCUUGUAACCUUCCUCUCCU